ACACACGAGUUCAUUACAGUAUAUGAGCUUACUUGAUCGCUUCAAGUCAGAGGCAGCAGCAAAAAAAGAAAAGGUGCCUCGGUGAUGGGCGGAAGAGUGAGGGGUUACCGACGACUAGCGAGAGAAGCCGACGAACGGUUCACACAUGGCGAGCAAUGAGGUUAACCUAGGCCUAGACAGCAUUUCAGUUGGACAACAUGAGCAACUUGAUGAUGCGCAACAUCUCACAUGUGUAAUGAUUGAUUUAUCUCGAGAGCGUCCCUCCGGUUUUUAUUCUUUCUCUUUCUGGUUAUGUGAACAGUGCCGAUUACUUUGUACAUAUAAACGCCGUCACUAUGUCCUCAUCACUUGAAUCUGCUGGCGGACUCGUGCGCCAGUUUUACCGGCUGGCACUGUCAUAUAUGCCUGAGCAGGCGCAGGCGAUACUGGAGCUGCCGCUGGUCAAAAAGACACUGCUGGUUGUCCUGGCUAUCGGUGUGCUGCGUCACAUCAAUCGCACUUUGAAUUACUGGUCCACAAACAACUGGCGGAGAGCGAAGCCCUUCCGGGCGCAUCGCGAGCUGGUUCUGAUUUCGGGAGGAUCCAGCGGUAUUGGAAAGGAGGUCGUGCUGGAUCUGGCUAAGAGAGGCAUCAGGGUCGUCAUUGCUGAUCUCGCGGAGCCGACAUUCACGCUACCCUCCAAUGUCUUCUUCUACCAGAUGGACGUGACGUCCCCGGGGAGCAUCAAGAAAGCUGCUGAGGAGAUCCGGGCUAAGCAUGGUGACCCUACGGUACUCAUCAACAACGCUGGCGUGGGCAACGAUGGCACUCUUCUCGAAGAGCCCGAGCACAAGAUUCGCCAGACCUUCGAGGUCAAUAUCAUUUCGCACUUCUGGAUGACCCGUGAAUUUCUGCCCGCGAUGAUCCGGGAGGACCACGGUCAUGUCAUCACAGUCGCCAGUAUGGCCAGUUUCCUUGGCCUGGCUGAGAUGCUGGACUACUGUGCCACCAAGGCUGGUGCCCUGGCUUUCCAUGAGGGAUUGGCACAGGAGCUGCGUUACUACUAUAAUGCGAAGCGGGUGCGGACAAGCGUCAUCCACCCUCUGUGGGUUCGCACGCCCAUGAUUGCCAUGUUGGAAGAGGCUGGCAAGCAGUUCAAGCAGCCCAUUAUGGACCCCGAAGUCGUCUCGACUGCGAUUGUCAAGCAGAUCAUCAACCAGACCGGCGGACAAGUCAUUCUUCCUAGCCAUGCAUCGAGUGCCAGCCGGUUACGCGCAUUCCCAGCUUGGCUUCAGGAUAUCAUCCGUGGGCAGGGUUCUGCUGCGUUCCUGGAUUUGCGGGAGUGGCAGAAGACAGUCGAGGUUUCGCCAGCUAAAUAAAUCAACGAAUGAUGACGGUAAUCGCGAUGAUGUGUCUGCAAUUUAUGGAGUAGGAAAAUGGGAUAAUAUUUAGGAAAUCUUUUGAUAAAAUCUUUUGGUGAAAUCUUGGAUGCAAUUGGAUGUUGUACUCUCCCCAAAGG
Messenger RNA from Paecilomyces variotii, 1498 nucleotides. Its product is annotated as putative short-chain dehydrogenase/reductase 2. Gene Ontology annotation, molecular function: oxidoreductase activity, acting on the CH-OH group of donors, NAD or NADP as acceptor. The transcript is spliced from 3 exons. NCBI's taxonomy places the organism in Eukaryota, Fungi, Ascomycota, Eurotiomycetes, Eurotiales, Thermoascaceae. The coding region runs from base 336 to 1358 and encodes 340 amino acids. The record is from RefSeq and is a predicted model, not a curated record.